UGCUACUUAUUCAUAACCACGAAAAUGAAUACAGCUUGUGUUUCUUUGUGUCCUCCUUGUUUUGUUAAAUAAUAAUACAAAUUCAAUCGCGAAAUCCGUGUAAUUGUUGAUAUUAAUGAAGUUCACGUUUCUUGGAGCAUUUGAGGUUUGAGGAGAGUAUUAAGACUGAGAUUAAGACUCGAACAAUCGAUUAAAAGUUAUAUCCGAUAGUAAUUAACAAUGUCAUUGAGAAAUACCGGCAAAUACCGUCCUGAAAAGGCGAGCAACGCAAGAGGCAAAUUCGAUCAGGAUGCCAAUGUUCCCAGGGAGAACACAGCUGAGAGGAGGCUGAUGCAGGCGAAUGAAAAUGUCCGAGUUGAUCAUUUAUAUGGAUUCGAUCGAGUAACAGACAACAAAGAGAGAGUUGGAUAUCUGAUAAACAUGCACGCGACGGAAAUAGUCGAAGAGGAUAAACGUCUGAUCAGCGGCGUGGACUAUUAUUUCCUCGAGGAAGACUGCACUCGCUUCAAGGUAUCCCUCCCUUAUCAUCCCUACUUUUACGUCAAAUGUCGAAAGAACACCGACCAGGAAGUCUCCAACUUUCUCCUAAAAAAAUAUAACGGGGUUAUCUCGAAAAUAGAAACAAUCAAGAAAGAAGAUCUGGAUUUGCCCAAUCAUCUCUCCGGUCUUCAGCAAAAGUACCUCAAACUCUUCUUCGCGAAUCUCAUCGAUAUGCAGAAGGUACGGCAGGACAUUAAACGCGCUGUGAAAAUCAAUUCAGAACGUGAUAAAGGCCACAGUGACUACCUCGACCUCUGGGCGACAUCCGAGCACUUGGAAGCUAAGACCACCACAAAAAAGAACAUAAUAGAUCACAUGGACAAUGUAAUCGAUAUCCGGGAGUUCGACGUGCCUCACCACGUCCGCGUAAGCAUAGAUCUCCAGAUAUUCGUCGGCUGCUGGUACUCAGUGAAAUCAAAAGGCACCGAUCCUCCAACAAUAACCCGGAGGCCUGACAUUCUCGAAACAAUAGACCCCAUCGUUCUCGCCUAUGACAUAGAAACGACAAAACUACCGCUAAAAUUUCCAGACGCCACUACAGAUCAGAUAAUGAUGAUCUCCUACAUGGUAGACGGUGAAGGCUAUCUCAUAAUAAACCGUGAAAUUAUUUCCGAGGAUAUCGAUGACUUCGAAUACUCCCCAAAACCCGAAUUCGAGGGUAUCUUCAAAGUGUUCAAUGAGCCCAAUGAGAAAGCAACAAUUCGAAAAUUUUUCGAUCACAUUCUGGAGCUUCGUCCUCACAUUUUUGUAUCAUACAACGGUGAUUUUUUUGAUUGGCCAUUUGUUGAAACCAGAGCAUCCUUUCACGGAAUAGAUAUGAAAGAGUCAAUCGCCUUUGCGAGAAACCGAGACGACGUCUACGCGAGUCGUCCAGCGAUUCACAUGGAUUGUCUGUCCUGGGUAAGAAGAGACUCCUACCUUCCCGUGGGUUCCCAGGGUCUCAAAGCCGUGACAAAAGCAAAAUUACGAUACGAUCCUGUCGAAAUUGAACCCGAAGACAUGUGCAGAUUAGCUGCUGAGGAGCCAAAAACUCUCGCUAAUUACUCAGUAUCAGAUGCAGUGGCAACAUACUAUCUCUAUUUGAAGUACGUUCAUCCUUUUAUAUUUGCUCUGUGCACAAUUAUUCCUAUGGAGCCCGAUGAGGUCCUUCGAAAGGGCUCCGGAACACUCUGUGAAUCUCUGCUGAUGGUUGAAGCUUACAAAGCAAACAUCAUCUUUCCGAAUAAACAGGAAACACAACUGAACAAAUUAACACCCGAUGGACAUCUGCUGGACUCUGAGACUUACGUUGGUGGUCAUGUAGAGGCUUUAGAAUCUGGUGUAUUUCGUGCAGAUAUUCCAUGUAGAUUUAAAAUUAUUCCAACAGCCGUGGAGGAGCUCAUGAAUUCUGUGGAGAAAGCUCUGAAACAUGCCAUCCAAGAGGAAGAAAAGGUUCCACUCGAUGCAGUCGUUAAUUUUGAUGCUGUGGUGGAUGAGAUAAAGCGAAAACUUCAGGCAUUGAAAGAUCAACCACUGAGACUCGAAAAGCCAGUGAUUUAUCAUUUGGAUGUGGGUGCUAUGUAUCCAAACAUCAUCCUCACCAAUCGAUUGCAGCCAUCUGCAAUGGUGAACGAGGCAACAUGUGCAGCAUGUGAUUUCAACAGACCUGGGGCCAAUUGUAAACGAAAUAUGGAAUGGAUGUGGAGGGGAGAAGUUCUCUCAGCUUCUUUGGGGGAGUACCAAAGGAUCCAACAGCAGUUGGAAACCGAGAAAUUUCCGCCAUUAUUUCCCGGAGGUCCUCGUCGAGCUUUCCAUCAAUUAUCACCAGUGGAUCAAGCAGCUUAUGAGAAAAAACGACUGACUGAAUACUCCAGAAAGGCUUACAAGAAAGCCAAAAUCACGAAAACUGAUGAGAGAACUCAGACAAUUUGUCAAAAGGAGAAUUCUUUCUAUGUUGACACUGUCAGAGCCUUCCGAGACAGGAGAUAUGAGUACAAAGGUCUCACCAAAGUUGCGAAGGCCCAAGUAGCAGAGGCAAUUGCCAAAAAUGAUGCUGGAGAAAUAAAAUCAGCGAAAAAUCGAGAGAUUCUUUACGAUUCACUGCAACUUGCCCACAAAUGUAUUCUCAAUUCUUUUUAUGGUUAUGUUAUGAGGAGGGGAUCCAGGUGGUUUAGCAUGGAAAUGGGGGGAAUUGUCUGCUAUACUGGUGCUCACAUAAUCAUGAAAGCCAGGGAAAUUAUUGAACAGGUAGGUAGACCUCUGGAGCUUGAUACCGAUGGAAUUUGGUGCAUUUUACCCGCCUCCUUUCCAGACAAUUUCAUCGUUCAUACAACUCAUCCUAAAAAGUCAAAGCUCACUAUAUCAUAUCCCAAUGCUGUAUUGAACUUCAUGGUGAAAGAUGCCUUCACUAAUGAUCAGUAUCAUGAACUGGUGGAUAAGGAGAUUGGAAUGUAUGAGAUACGACAGGAAAAUUCCAUAUUCUUUGAAGUUGAUGGGCCUUAUCUUGCUAUGGUUUUGCCGGCUGCCAAGGAGGAGGGAAAGAAGCUGAAAAAACGAUAUGCUGUCUUCAAUUUUGAUGGUUCAUUGGCUGAAUUGAAGGGAUUUGAAGUCAAGAGAAGAGGUGAAUUGCAAUUGAUUAAGAACUUUCAGUCAUCGGUGUUCGAGUGUUUUCUGAAAGGAGGCACACUGGAGGAGUGUUAUCAGGCUGUUGCUGAGGUCGCUGACUACUGGCUAGAUAUUUUGUACUCUAAAGGAGCAGAUAUACCAGAUGCUGAGCUCUUUACACUUAUUUCUGAGAAUAAAUCAAUGUCGAAGAAAUUGGAAGAUUACGGUGCCCAAAAAUCAACGUCUAUCUCCACUGCUAAACGCCUUGCCGAGUUUCUUGGUGAUCAGAUGGUGAAGGAUGCUGGAUUAGCUUGCAAGUACAUCAUCUCGAAGAAGCCUCAUGGGGCUCCAGUUACGGAACGAGCGAUUCCAUUGGCGAUAUUUCAAUCAGAGCCUAGUGUUACGAAACAUUACUUGAGGAAAUGGUUAAAAGAGCCUGGAUUGCAGGACUUGGAUAUCAGGGAAAUUCUCGAUUGGGGAUAUUAUAUUGAACGUCUAGGAAGUACGAUUCAGAAGAUUAUUACGAUUCCAGCUGCGAUGCAGGGCAUUUCAAAUCCUGUACCCAGAGUUAAGCAUCCUGAUUGGUUGCAUAAGAAGAUUUUGGAGAAAAAUGAUGUCAAGAAGCAAAGAAAAAUAACUGAUUUAUUUAAUGUGGUUCAACGACCGGCAAACAAUGAUAUUAGGGACAUUGAGGAUACAGGCAGCGAAUCGAUCCUUAAGACAACAGGUCCAGUGGCCCAUAAACGAAAACGUGGAUCAGAGACUGAUGACGAUGUCAGUAAAAGUUGGAGGGAAGUACUGGGGGCACCGCCACCAUUUGGCGACACUAAAGAAGAACGACAAGCCUGGAUGGAGUUUCAUAAAAGGAAAUGGGAGUAUCAAGCCAAGCAGAAGGGACAUCAGAAGAAAAAACGAUUACGAUCGAUGGAAGCGACAACUGAUGUACCCAGAGGAUUGAUAAGAAACAGUGAAACAACAACUCUUUCAGGAUUUUUGAGAAAAGCCCAACGAAAACUCAUAGAUACUGCCUGGCAUAUUUUACAGAUUGUUCAAACCCAAGAGCCAGGGCAUUUUCGAUUAUGGGCUCUAGUCUCUGAAGAACUUCAUCAAAUUCGUUUGAUCGUUCCCAGAAUAUUCUACGUUAAUACCAGAAAGGAGAGACCAGAACCUGGUCCCAACGAUCUGUGGAAGAAAUGCAACAAGAUCCUUCCACGAUCACGACCUGUCUACAAUCUCUAUCAGUACACUGUACCAGAGGACUUGUACCAAAAACACAGUCAAAAUCUGAUGGAGAGUGUUACCAAUCCUGAUAAUGAAGGUAUCUACGAGACACAAAUGCCUCUCAUGUUCAGAACAAUUGCUAAUUUGGGCUGCAUCUGCUCAGUGGAUCCCAGAUCAUCAAAAUCUGAAUCUGAUACUUUUCAUCUUCAUCAGCUUCAAUUGGUUGCAAAUACCGAUUCCUACCUGAGAGAUCAAAAUUUAAAACACAUAUUUCUGUAUCACCACUGGUCAACCAACCGUCAAAGAGCCAUGUGGGGUUUAUUCCUGGGCCCCAGCAAAAGAGUCCACAUUUUCGUAUUGGACAGUGUCAGAACUAAUCAGAUGCCUUUCAUGAGUUCUCUCUACACAUCCGAAAGGAACAUUGCAAUGGAGGAGUCUGAAACUAAUCAGUUUAUGUCUAACAUUCCCGAAGAAAUGCAAUUUGAUGUUAGAAUGGAGACCAGUCAAGCGGGCAUCAACAAGCACCUGCAAACAGCCUUGAAGAACUACAAGGACGAGAAGAAAGGGGCUACCAUGUUGGCUGUGCAAUCCCCCAUGGAUUUUCCUACUUUAUUAUCAGAAAUGCCAGGCAUUGGGGACUUUCCAGUUGUCAAUACUCAUGGCCAAGAUGUUGACAAUCUCUUCAGUACACUUGAGUGGCAGAAGGCAGGAGCUUUGAGCAUGGUCAGACAUUAUUUUAAAUUCGAGUAUGUUCUCAGUCUCAUGAUCGAUCAAGCCAGUUUCUUCAAAUCUCCAAUUGGCAAUAUGCCAGCUGAUGCAACAGUCUUCGCUGCUGAUCUGUUCUACGCCAGACAUCUUCAGAAACACAAUUUCGUACUGUGGUGUUCACCCACGGAAAAACCAGACCUUGGAGGCAGUGAAAAUGAUGAUAAUCGAUUGCUAACCGAUUUCGAGGAGAGCGCCACUUGUACAACUAACAAAUCCGGAACUUAUUCUAGUGUCUUAAUUGAAUUAGGAAUCGAGAGUUUGGCCAUUAAUACUCUUCUCCAGGCACCGAAGAUCAAUGAUAUUGAUGGAACCGCAUCAUUCGUAGCUUUUCAUACAGCUCCCAAGGCCAGUCUUCAAGAAAUUGCAUCUGAAGACAACACAAUGACGGCCAUUCCAAGCUAUGAUGAAGCAGUUUUAUGUUCUGCCAGUUUUAAGAUUCUCAGAAUGAUGGUGAAUGGAUGGUUGAGGGCAAUCUCCUUGCAGAAAAAUGUGUUUGCCGAUUAUCAAGUAAUUCACUUCUACAGAUGGCUGAGAACUCCAACUGCACUCAUGUACGAUCCAGCACUCAGAAGAAUCCUUCAUAAUUACAUGAAAAAAUUAUUCCUCCAGCUUAUCGCGGAGUUCAAGAGACUGGGCUCCAUUAUCGUAUUUGCAAACUUCAACAAGAUCAUUAUUUGUACUAAGAAGAGAACUGUCGAGGACGCAAUGGGAUAUGUGGAGUUUGUCGUCAAGGCUAUCAAGAAUAAAGAAUUAUUUCAUAGUAUUGAUAUUACUUAUGAGCAAUGCUGGGAGUAUUCAAUUUGGCUGGAUGCAGCCAACUUUUGCGCAAUCAAGGGAAAAUUACCUGAGGAAGUGGAGCAAGAUGUUGAAAGGGAUAUUGAUGAUGAUGAAGAUGAGGAUGAUGGACCUGAAAUAGUCAUGAAUUGGAAUUUAGCUGAAAUUCUGCCAACUGAGGGGGCCUGUGAGAGGAAUUUCAAAGCUAUUGUCGCCGGAUAUGUGACGGCCAUUUACGAAUUCAUGACUGAAAUGGAGUCCGGGGGAUCGACCCCUAGACCCAGAAAGAGGAGAAAUAAUUCAUUGAGUCAGACUAUCAGUGCUCAGUUGGGAUUGGGAUCACUGGAGAGUACAGCUGAAUUUGCUAAAAAGUUGCUGACCGGAGAGAUGAGUCAGAAGCUCUUUCAGAUAGUUCAGAAGAUGCAGAAGAAACUGCCUGAGAAGAUCAUUACAAUUGACGAAUAUCCCAAUUUGGAUCUUCAGGGCCAUGACUCCAUGAAGAUUCAACCAGCAUUAGAAUUUGUGAAGGCAAUUUGCAAGGUUUUGGCGUUAGAUGUGGAGCUUGAAGCUGAGGUUUACGAGUUGAAGAUAAAUUUGUUGAGGCUGAUUGGAGUUGGAGGAUUCAGUGAGGCUGCUGAGUGGAAGGAUCCUUGCAUAUCAUUUGUUCUUCCUGAGAUCAUUUGUAAAGCUUGCAAUCACACGAGAGAUGUCGAUCUCUGUAAAGAUUCACAUCAUCGAUUUGAUAAAGACGAGGUCUACGUCUGGUACUGCCCCAUGUGUAAGACGGAUUAUGAGAAUGAGGAGAUUGAAUUUAUGCUCGUUGAUACAUUGAAUAGAAAGGCCAUGGCGUAUGUUUUGCAGGAUCUGGCGUGCAAAAAGUGUGGGGAAAUUAAAAGGGAUAAUAUUACGAGCCAUUGCACAUGUGCUGGAGAGUACAAGACCACUGUUGGCAAAGUAGAGAUGAGUAAUUGCGUGAAGAUCAUAAGGGCUAUUGGAAAGAAGUGUAGCAUGACACUCCUGGAGGAUGCCAUUGAGAAUAUAAGAUUUUGAGGCACCGAGUUGAGGUGAAAUGGUUUUUUAAUGGAGAAAUGUCAUGAGAACAUUCAUUUCCAUUUCAUUGUUUCUUUGCUCUGAAGCUACAAGAAAAUAUCGUGAUCUGACAGUUCUCGUGGUCUGAAAAAAUCCUUGGAAGACAUUCUUACCAAGCAGGGCUUGAACAUUUUUCUGUUGAAAUUGUUUUCAACUGAAAGAUUUAAUAAUUAGUGAUGAACACUUUUAUAUUAAUGUAAAUUAUCUUGUAUUUUUAGAAAUAAAUUUAAUGGAUAUUUUUGAAAGGAAUAA
Messenger RNA from Diachasmimorpha longicaudata, 7227 nucleotides. It is a transcript of the gene DNApol-epsilon255, whose product is annotated as DNA polymerase epsilon subunit 1. Lineage: Eukaryota; Metazoa; Arthropoda; Insecta; Hymenoptera; Braconidae. Gene Ontology annotation, biological process: base-excision repair, gap-filling; mitotic cell cycle; leading strand elongation. Gene Ontology annotation, cellular component: epsilon DNA polymerase complex; nucleus. Bases 220 to 6936 code for a protein of 2238 amino acids. The record is from RefSeq and is a predicted model, not a curated record. The transcript is spliced from 4 exons. Gene Ontology annotation, molecular function: DNA-directed DNA polymerase activity; nucleotide binding; single-stranded DNA 3'-5' DNA exonuclease activity.